Messenger RNA from Clupea harengus (Atlantic herring), 4631 nucleotides. It is a transcript of the gene asap1a, whose product is annotated as ArfGAP with SH3 domain, ankyrin repeat and PH domain 1a. Gene Ontology annotation, molecular function: GTPase activator activity; protein binding. Gene Ontology annotation, biological process: positive regulation of GTPase activity. The record is from RefSeq and is a predicted model, not a curated record. The transcript is spliced from 29 exons. Gene Ontology annotation, cellular component: cytoplasm. Bases 1111 to 4569 code for a protein of 1152 amino acids. Lineage: Eukaryota; Metazoa; Chordata; Actinopteri; Clupeiformes; Clupeidae.
GUGAUAAUUUAAUGUCUGAAGUCGGCAUAGAACUGUGUGCUCCUUUUGAUGGUCAAGAGACCAUUGUAACAGUCUAACUACUAAGCCGAUGAAUUAAGUGGACCGCACUUUUAGUGAGGGCAGUGAAAAAGCGCACUAACUCUUCUGGGUCACGCAGUGGUACUAAUUCAUGGGUAGUCCUAUUUCCAAAUGGCCACAUAGCGGUAUUGAUCUAAUUUGCAACUCCAUUUUAAGUCUAUUAUCUUAAAGCAGAGCUACUCUUCAAAUUAAUUUGAGCGAAUAAUGUCAAUAGUCUACUUUUCGAAUCCGUUAGCCUAUAGAGCUAGGCAUAUUAACACCAUGGGAGUUAAAGAUAGAGAUAAGGUAUGGGUGGUGAUAAUAGAAAAAACCGUUAGAAACAUCGGAUGUGUCACUUUCUUUCUUUCUAUCACUGCUAACCUGAUAAAGGCAAUGGAAUUAUUACACUUAGUAGGCUAUUUCUUCAUGCACCGCAUUCCAAUUGUGCAUUUAGUCUAACUUAAAUUCGUGAUAAAUAUGUUUGAAUUUAUAAGCAUUGUGUGUUGAAGCAUGCGCAGACCUCUUCCUUGUUUAUCCUCGUCAUCAAUUGUGGGAGGGGAUGAGUUUGCGUGCGUGCGCUGGUGUCAGAAAGCACAGACCGUCAGGACGAAGGAAAAAACGGAGGAGAGAAAGGGAAAACUGAGAAUGAAACGGCCAUCGUCGGAGUUGGAACAAUCAUUUAUCUGAAGGAAUUACAUUUCAUUCCUCAAACAAUGCAAAAUAUACAUUGGGAAAUGGAAUGAAAAUAUUUCCGUGCAGUUGAAGCCGUUAUCUGCUGGAAUAGGCAAAGCAAGUGGGCAGGAGAUACCGUUAUUAUUUAGAUGCGAGAGCCCAAUUAAAUCAAGAAAAAAGGAGGGAGUUGUGUCUAUUGCUCUUCUUAAGGACCCAGGGUUCAGUGAGCAAAACUACAUCGCUUUUGUAGAUCGUUGCUGAUCAUUGUCAUUCAAACUCGUCUGAAGGUGGACACAUUCAGCUCAUUUUCCCUCUGUAAUUAAUGGUGUUGAUCUUGUGAAUUUCCUUAUUCUAUUGUACUGGGCGAUAACUUGCCAAAGGAUGCCGGACCAGAUAUCGGUGUCCGAGUUUCUCUCGGAGACAACGGAGGAUUACAACUCUCCCACUACAUCAAGCUUCACCACCCGAUUGCAGAGCUGCCGAAACACGGUCAACGUUCUGGAAGAGGCGCUGGAUCAGGAUCGCAACGCCUUGCAGAAGGUGAAGAAGUCUGUCAAAGCCAUCUACAACUCGGGUCAAGAUCAUGUGCAGAAUGAAGAGAACUACAGCCAGGCGCUGGACAGGUUUGGCAGCAACUUCAUCAGCCGGGACUCCUCUGACCUGGGAUCGGCCUUCAUCAAGUUCUCCAGCCUCAUCAAGGAGCUGGCAGCCCUGCUCAAGAACCUGCUACAGAGUCUGAGCCAUAAUGUGAUCUUCACCCUGGAUUCUCUGCUCAAAGGGGACCUGAAGGGAGUGAAAGGGGAUAUAAAGAAGCCCUUUGACAAAGCCUGGAAGGACUAUGAGACCAAGUUCACAAAGAUUGAGAAGGAGAAGAGGGAGCACGCCAAGCAGCACGGAAUGAUCCGGACGGAGAUCACUGGCGCUGAGAUCGCCGAGGAGAUGGAGAAAGAGAGGCGUAUCUUUCAGCUGCAGAUGUGCGAGUAUCUGAUCAAAGUCAACGAGAUCAAGACUAAGAAGGGAGUUGACCUGCUUCAGAACCUCAUUAAGUACUAUCACGCUCAGUGCAACUUCUUUCAGGAUGGUCUGAAAACCGCUGACAAGAUGAAGCAGUACAUCGACAAGCUUGCCGCUGACCUCUACAAUAUCAAGCAGACCCAGGAUGAGGAGAAGAAGCAGCUGACAGCUCUGAGGGACCUGCUGAAGUCCUCUCUGCAGCUGGACCAGAAAGAGUCUAGGAGAGACUCCCAGAGCAAGCAGAGUGGCUACAGCAUGCACCAGCUGCAGGGCAACAAGGAGUUUGGCAGCGAGAAGAAGGGCUACCUGCUGAAGAAGAGUGAUGGCCUCCGUAAGGUGUGGCAGCGCAGGAAGUGCUCCGUGAAGAAUGGCAUCCUCACCAUCUCCCACGCCACGUCCAACAGGCAGCCGGUUCGGCUCAACCUGCUCACCUGCCAGGUGAAACCCACCGGGGAAGACAAGAAGUGCUUUGACCUGAUCUCCCACAACCGCACAUAUCACUUCCAGGCAGAGGAUGAGCAGGAGUUUGUGAUCUGGAUCUCUGUGCUGACCAACAGUAAGGAGGAGGCCCUGAAUAUGGCCUUUCAGGGCGGCCAGAGUGCCGGGGAUGACACCUUUGAGGACCUGACCAAAGCCAUCAUAGAGGACCUGUUACGCAUGCCUGGCAAUGAAGUCUGCUGCGACUGUGGGGCUCCUGAGCCCAAAUGGCUGUCCACAAACCUGGGCAUCCUGACCUGCAUUGAGUGCUCUGGAAUCCAUCGGGAGAUGGGGGUGCACAUCUCACGCAUUCAGUCCAUGGAGCUCGACAAACUAGGGACCUCAGAACUCUUGCUGGCCAAGACUGUAGGGAAUAGCAGUUUUAAUGAGAUUCUGGAAGGGCAUCUUCCCAGUCCUUCACCAAAGCCCACACCAACCAGUGACAUGACUGAGAGGAAGGAGUACAUCUACGCCAAGUACGUGGAGCACCGCUACGCCCGCCGGACGGCCUCCACGGCGACGGCGCGCCAGGGCGACCUGUACGAGGCGGUGCGGACGCGCGACCUGCCGGGGCUCAUCCAGCUCUACGCCGACGGGGUGGAGCUGACCGACCCCUUUCUGGAGGCCGGACAGGACCCUGGGGAAACCGCCCUACAUUUUGCUGUCCGAACCGCAGACCAGACAUCUCUUCACCUGGUGGAUUUCCUCGUCCAAAACAGUGGGACCUUGGACAGGCAGACUGACAGUGGGAACACAGCUCUCCACUAUGGCUGCCUCUAUGAGAAACAGGAGUGUCUCAAGCUGUUGCUCAGGGGCAAACCAGCCAUUGAUAUUGCCAACCAGAAUGGAGAGACUGCCCUGGACAUCGCCAGGAGGCUGAAGAACUCCCAGUGUGAAGAACCUCUUCUGGAGGCUGCAGCAGGGAAGUUCAACCAACAUGUUCACGUGGAGUACGAGUGGAACUUGCGUCUGGAGGAGAUAGAUGAGAGCGACGAUGACCUGGAUGACAAGCCCAGCCCGGUGAAGAAGGAGCGCUCCCCGCGGCCCCAGAGCUUCUGCCACUCCUCCAGCGUGUCCCCCCAGGAGAAGCUGUCCCUGCCGGGCUACCUGGGCCACAAGCAGCGGCUCUCCUACGGGGCCUUCGCCAACCCCGUCUACAGCACCUCCACCGACACGCCGGCCUCCCCCGGAGCCGACGGACCCUCUCUGACCAGCAGAGGCGCCAGUAAAGGCACCUCCUCAGGCCCCCCCACCUCCCUCCCCCUGGGCUCCCAGCCGUCAGCAGGAGGAAGUGGCACCCUGUCCAAGAAGAGGGCCCCACCUCCUCCCCCGGGACACAAGCGCACGCUCUCCGACCCCCCCAGCCCUGUGCAGCAGAGCAAAGGCAGCGAGUCGACUCCGCCGCCAACGAGCAGGACUUCACCCGCCAACAAGUUCGAGCAGCAGCAGAGCACUACAUCAAGCAACACUAAAUCCACACUUGGUCCAAGGGUUUUACCUAAACUACCUCAGAAAGUGGCACUGCGGAAGAUCGACACAAUCCACCAUCCUUCAGUGGACAAGCCCGGAGGCUCCUGCCCAGAGCUGCUUCAGAAGCAGCUGCAGUCAGUAGAGAACAACCCCAGGCCCUCUGACCUCCCUGCUAGAGCUCCUCAGCCUGCAGAGAGACCUCAGCCUGCGGAAAGACAUCAGCCUGCAGAGAGACCCCAGCCGGCAGAGAGACCCCAGCCGGCAGAGAGACCCCAGCCGGCAGAGAGACCCCAACUUGGAGACCUGCCCCCUAAGCCCCAUGUGUUAGACCUCCCACCCAAGCCCCAGCUCUCCGACUUGCCCCCGAAGCCUCAGCUGUCAGACCUGCCCCCGAAGCCUCAGCUGUCAGACCUGCCCCCCAAACCUCAACUCAAGGACCUCCCGCCCAAACCCCAGCUGGCCGACAUGCCCCCGAGGCCCUCGGUCUCGGAGGCCACCGCAGCAGCCAGACAGGCCCCGCAGGAGGAGGCCACAGCAGCACCCAGGCUGCAGCAGCAGGCAGAAGCACAGUCCUCCACCCAGCAGGAGGAGCUGUCUCCCCGACAGGCCAGUGAGGACACCAACGGUGCACCGGGCGGGGCAGUGGAGAUGCCGGUGCCACUGCCACGCAGGAUCAACUCGGUCAAGACCAAAUCCAAGCGGGUGAAGACCAUCUAUGACUGUCAGGCGGAUAACGAAGACGAGCUGACCUUUGCCGAGGGAGAGGUCAUCAUGGUGACAGGAGAGGAGGAUCAGGAGUGGUGGAUUGGACACAUAGAAGGCCAGCCUGAGCGGAGAGGCGUAUUCCCCAUGUCCUUUGUGCACAUUCUGUCCGACUGACAGUGUGACUGAACAGUGUGAGGCCCCUCUCUCCCCUCCCUCUCUCUCUCUCUCCCUCUCUC